Messenger RNA from Tarenaya hassleriana, 3103 nucleotides. RefSeq names its product ADP-ribosylation factor GTPase-activating protein AGD1-like. Bases 377 to 2860 code for a protein of 827 amino acids. Gene Ontology annotation, cellular component: cytoplasm. The transcript is spliced from 19 exons. Gene Ontology annotation, molecular function: protein binding; GTPase activator activity. The record is from RefSeq and is a predicted model, not a curated record. NCBI's taxonomy places the organism in Eukaryota, Viridiplantae, Streptophyta, Magnoliopsida, Brassicales, Cleomaceae.
UUGAUAUUUGUUUAAUUUUCUUUGUCCAGAAGGGCAGCCAUGGAAGCUUUCAAGGGUGUGGAACACGAUCACCACAACAGUAGAGUUUUCAGCAAUUUCUUUUCCCCCAUCGCACGAUCUUCCCUUAUUUUCCGCCCAUUUUCCCACUCUCCAAACAACCCUAAACGAUCGCUUCGGAGGCCCCAAAUACGAAAUCGACUUUUUUUGGCGCAGAGAAAAAGACACCGGAAUUGUCUCUGUCUCUGUCUCCGCAUAAUUGAAAAAUUUCCCAUUUUUCCAUUUUGGAAGAGGAGGAUACCUCCGAGGAGGAGAAAGGAAUAGGGGGAGGAAUUUUUUUUUGUGUGGUUUCUAUCAUUUCGUUUCUGGCCGGAAAAAGAUGAAUUUCACGAAGCUCGAUGAUUCGCCGAUGUUCCGGCAACAGAUGCAAUGUAUGGAAGAAAACGCGGAGUUGCUGCGGAUGAGAAGCUUAAAGUUUCAUAAAGGAUGCAGGAAGUACACGGAAGAGCUGGGAGAAGGGUAUGAUGCAGAUAUUGCCUUUGUAAAUGCGCUUGAACAUUUCGGAGGAGGCCAUAAUGAUCCCAUUUGUGUUGCUUUUGGAGGUCCCGUCAUGACGAAAUUCACAAUUGCUUUACGAGAAAUUGGAACUUACAAGGAACUCCUUCGCUCCCAGGUAGAACAUAUGUUGAAUGAUCGAUUGCUUCACUUCGUAAAUGUUGAUGUCCAAGAUGUUAAGGAAGCUCGAAAACGCUUUGACAAGGCUUCCAUUAUAUAUGACCAGUCACGUGAGAAGUUCCUUUCACUGAGGAAGAGCACUCGAUUGGAUGUGGCAGCUGUCAUAGAGGAGGAACUGCAUAAUGCAAGAACGGCCUUUGAGCAAGCCCGGUUCAAUCUGGUCCGUGCACUCUCUAAUGUGGAAGCUAAAAAGCGAUUUGAGUUUUUGGAAGCAGUUAGUGGGACAAUGGACGCUCAUCUUCGAUUCUUCAAGCAGGGGUAUGAACUAUUACAUCAAAUGGAGCCUUUCAUUAAUCAGGUUUUGGCUUAUGCACACCAGUCCAGAGAAUGUGCCAACUACGAGAUGGCAUCUCUUAACGAAAGGAUGCAGGAUUACAGAAGGCAAGUUGAUCGAGAAACUAAAACCUCAGGCGGAUCUCCAACAGAGGACGGCAUUAGACAGCUCUCAAGAAAUUCACAGAAAGUCAUAGAGGCUGUAAUGCAAUCUGCCGCUAAAGGAAAGGUUCAGACUAUAAGACAAGGAUAUCUAUCUAAGCGUUCCUCGAACUUGAGAGGUGACUGGAAGAGAAGAUUCUUUAUUCUCGAUAGCCGAGGGAUGCUGUACUAUUAUCGCAAACAAUGGAAUUGGUCCUCGGGUAAUGGAAACCGAUCUGCUGUAUAUAGAAAUAUGGCUUCGGAAAACAGUCCCGGGCUGCUAAGCCGGUGGUUGUCUUCACAUUAUCAUGGUGGUGUGCACGAUGAAAAGCCAGUUGCCCGUCACACUGUGAACCUGCUAACCUCAACAAUCAAAGUUGAUGCAGAUCAAACGGAUUUAAGGUUCUGCUUCAGAAUUAUUUCCCCAACAAAAGUUUACACAUUGCAGGCAGAGAAUGCGCAAGAUCAAAUGGACUGGAUUGAGAAAAUAACAGGAGUAAUUGCUUCUUUAUUGAGUUUCCAGACACCUGAAAGGGCAAUCAUGCGUCUCUCUACUACGGAAGGAGGUGAUACUUUCUCGGCAAGUGACUCUGGUUCUUUGGCAGAUGCACCCGAUAUUGACCCAGCAGAAAAUGGCGAACCCAUCUCAGACCAUGCCAUUACUGGAAACUGUUUAAGGUUUUCUGGGUGCCUGCAGCAACAGGACAUGACAAAGAACGAAAAGCCAAUUGACGUGUUGAUAAGAGUUCCCGGGAAUGAACAAUGCGCUGACUGUGGUUCUCCUGAACCUGAUUGGGCUUCUUUGAAUCUUGGAGUUCUUAUUUGCAUUGAAUGUUCUGGUAUCCAUCGUAACCUCGGGGUACAUAUAUCAAAGGUCAGAUCACUCACCCUUGAUGUUAAAGUAUGGGAACCAUCUGUCUUGACAUUAUUGAAGUCGUUGGGUAACAUAUAUGUGAACUCAGUGUGGGAGGAGUUGUUGUAUUCCAAAGGCAAACCUUCUAAUGAUGACAAAUCUUCUGGCGCUCCCAAGUCUGAUCGACCAAGAAAGUUUCUCGCGAGGAAGCCUGGUUUCAAUGAUCCAAUAUCCGUGAAAGAGCUGUUCAUUCAUGCUAAGUAUUCGGAGAGGAUUUUUCUCAACAAAGUAGCAGACAGCAAGCAUUUCCCGAUGGUUUUCCAAGAGAUAUGGGAAAGUGUUCGUGCCAAUGACAAGAAAUCAGUGUACCGUCACAUUGUCUGUUCUGAAGUAGAUGUGAACGCCAUCCAUGGGCAAGCAACAUACACUGUAUCUUUGCCCCUAGCAAAGGUGAUGCAAUUGGAGGAGGAGGAAACCCUUGAAGCCAAAUUCAAAGAUGAAUCCCGUUGUGAAAAGCCCGAGAUAUAUUCUGACGCAUUGGAAAACGGGGAAGGUUUAGUCAGUGAAGAGACUUCCAAUGACUGUUCUGUGCUUCACCUUGCCUGUCUCUAUGCAGAUAUCGGCAUGGUGGAAUUGUUACUUCAGUAUGGUGCAAAAAUAAAUGCAACAGAUUCACAGGGCCGGACUCCACUUCAUCAUUGCAUCAUAAGCCGGAGAUAUGCAAUUGCCAGGUUGCUACUUACGAGGGGGGCAGAUCCAAACGCUGUGGAUAAAGAUGGCAACAUACCUGUCAACUACGCUUCAGAGAUAGACCUUAAGGACAAUGAGCUGUCCACAUUGUUAACAGACGGCAGAAGAUGAUGAUACUGUAACAGAACUGGUACAGUAGUCUUUUUCACCAAAACUGUUGGUAACCCGAAUUCUUAUCCUUUAUAUUCUUUGGACCGAUCUGACCCGGCAGGGUUGCUUUGGACCGAGUCGGUAGUACAGCAUGUACGUAGGUUUUGGUCUAGUUGGUAUAUAACAGUUGGCAUUGUGGUGUACACAUCAGUUUUUUGGAGGGGGUGCAUGUUCUAAAGAAGAAUCUAAGUUUCGGUUUCAUCA